Hyposmocoma kahamanoa is the source of this 1605-nucleotide messenger RNA. Its product is annotated as transmembrane protease serine 9-like. The coding region runs from base 58 to 1605 and encodes 515 amino acids. Gene Ontology annotation, biological process: proteolysis. NCBI's taxonomy places the organism in Eukaryota, Metazoa, Arthropoda, Insecta, Lepidoptera, Cosmopterigidae. The record is from RefSeq and is a predicted model, not a curated record. The transcript has 7 exons. Gene Ontology annotation, molecular function: serine-type endopeptidase activity.
GCACCAGAAACAAAUAAUUUAAUUACUUUGCGGUAGAAGGAAGGAGACGAAGUAACCAUGCGUUUUGCCGUUGCCCUGCUUGCUUGUUUGGCUAUUGCCUCGGCUGAAGUAGCCGGGCCACCUCCAGAUCAUUAUGAACCACAAAGAAUCGUUGGUGGAUCAUUGACUACCAUUAACCAAUAUCCAUAUGGAGUAGCUUUGCUUUACUCUCAAGCCCAGACUACAUUCUGGCAAAGCUGUGGUGGUGCCAUCCUUAACCAGAGAUCAGUACUGAGCGCUGCUCACUGCACCGUGGGAACCGGCAACAUUGCUGGAAGGUGGCGCAGUCGUGUAGGCUCUUCCUGGGCAAACAGCGGUGGCGCUGUUCAUCUGACGGCUCAAAUUAUCAAUCAUCCCCAAUAUAAUGCCAAUACUUUAAACAACGAUUUCACCAUUUUGAGACUUAGCUCUAAUAUCCAGUAUGUUGCUGGUACCGUAGCACCAGCAAGCAUUGCAGGUUCCAACUACAAUCUUGGUGAUAACCAGGUCGUGUGGGCCAUCGGAUGGGGACGCACUUCGAGUAACGGUCCAGCUUCUGAGCAACUACGUCACGUUCAAAUCUGGACAAUCAACCAGGCAGUCUGCAGUCAACGAUACGGCACUCGUGGUAUCUCUAUUACUGCUAAUAUGCUGUGCUCUGGCUGGUUGGACGUCGGUGGUCGUGAUCAGUGCCAGGGCGACUCUGGUGGCCCGCUGAUACACAACAAUAUUGUUGUUGGCGUCUGCUCUUUCGGUCUUGGAUGUGCUGAUCCGUUCUUCCCUGGUGUGAACGCCCGCGUUUCUACAGCGUCCAGCUGGAUCCAGUCUAACGCUUCUGAAGUAGCUGGGCCACCUCCGGAUCAUUAUGAACCACAAAGGAUCGUUGGUGGAUCAUUGACUACCAUCAACCAGUAUCCAUUUGGGGUCGCUUUGCUCUAUUCUCAAGCCCAGACUACAUUCUGGCAAAGUUGUGGUGGUUCUAUCCUUAACCAGAGAUCAGUACUGAGCGCUGCUCACUGCACCGUGGGGACCGGCAAUGUCCCCGGCAGAUGGCGCAGUCGUGUAGGCUCUUCCUGGGCAAAUAGCGGUGGCGCUGUUCAUCUGACAGCCCAAAUCAUCAAUCAUCCCCAGUACAACCCUAAUACUGAAAAUAACGACAUCACCAUUUUGAGACUUAGCUCUAAUAUCCAGUAUAUUGGUGGCACCGUAGCGCCAUCAAGCAUUGCAGGUGCCAAUUACAAUCUUGGUGAUAACCAGGUCGUGUGGGCCAUCGGAUGGGGACGCACUUCGAGUGGUGGUGCAGCUUCUGAGCAACUACGUCACGUUCAAAUCUGGACAAUCAACCAGGCGGUCUGCAGUCAACGAUACGGCACUCGUGGUAUCUCUAUUACUGCCAACAUGUUGUGCUCUGGCUGGUUGGACGUCGGCGGCCGUGACCAGUGCCAGGGUGAUUCUGGUGGCCCGCUGCUGCACAACAAUAUCGUUGUUGGUGUCUGCUCUUUUGGACUUGGAUGUGCUGAUCCGUUCUUCCCUGGUGUGAAUGCCCGCGUUUCUACUGCGUCUAACUGGAUUCAGUCCAAUGCUUAA